AUGGUCCAGGUGCGGGUGAGAGAUGCUUGGAUCCGUGGGUGCUGGGACUGCAGUCGCCAUGGAUCAAUGAUUGAUGAACUCCAGGUUCGAGAACGGCCUUCAAGAGUAGAUAGAUACUGGUAUGGGGCUCUCUCGCACUUCCCCUCCGUGACUGACUGGCUCACUCCUGCCAUCGCAGUUUAUCAUGAGUUCGAACUUAUUCUGCUGGCACUGAGCAGGCGUUCAAUUCGGGUUGUGAUGAGUGCCUUAACGGCGCGCCACGCCUCGCCCACGCCUCGGAGAUCUCAGAGCAAGAUGCGCGCCACGGCUGGCCCUUGUCAACGGAGGUUUUACCUGUCCGGAAGAAGUGGGUGGGAACAGGAACAAGGGAUGUCGUCAGAAGAAUCAUCAUAA
Histoplasma capsulatum G186AR is the source of this 393-nucleotide messenger RNA. RefSeq lists its product as uncharacterized. The coding region runs from base 1 to 393 and encodes 130 amino acids. The transcript has a single exon. Lineage: Eukaryota; Fungi; Ascomycota; Eurotiomycetes; Onygenales; Ajellomycetaceae. The record is from RefSeq and is a predicted model, not a curated record.